ACCCGCGGCCUCUGUGGCAGUCCUGGACACGUCGAGCCGGGCAGAAGUAGUAGGGGCUUCUGAGAAGUCCUGAGUGGGUGACGAGCUCAGGUUCUGAGAGCGAGGCGCCGGUGGCGGGACUCGACCUGGCAAGAGACUCUUCUGACAACUUUCAACUUCUCCUGGGAAAAUGGACCAUUCCCAUCAUAUGGGGAUGAACCAUACGAACCACAGUAGCACCAUGCCACCGUCUCACCAUCACCCGACCACCUCAGCCUCGCACUCCCACGGCGGAGGAGACAGCCACAUGAUGAUGCCUAUGACCUUCUACUUUGGCUUUAAGAAUGUGAAACUAUUGUUUUCUGGUUUGGUGAUCAAUACAGCUGGAGAAAUGGCUGGAGCUUUUGUGGCAGUGUUUUUACUAGCUAUGUUCUAUGAAGGACUCAAGAUAGCCCGAGAGAGUCUGCUGCGGAAGUCACAAGUCAGCAUUCGCUACAAUUCCAUGCCUGUCCCAGGACCAAAUGGAACCAUUCUUAUGGAGACACAUAAAACUGUUGGGCAGCAGAUGCUGAGUUUCCCUCACCUCCUGCAGACAGUGCUGCAUAUCAUCCAGGUGGUCAUCAGCUACUUCCUCAUGCUCAUCUUCAUGACCUACAACGGGUACCUCUGCAUUGCAGUGGCAGCAGGGGCUGGAACAGGAUACUUUCUCUUCAGUUGGAAGAAGGCAGUGGUAGUGGACAUCACAGAGCAUUGCCAUUAACAUCAGAUUCCAUGGUGUGGCCUUAUCGAUUGCAGUGGGAAGAGGUUUAAGACUGGAAGACGUGGUUCCUGCUCCAAUCAUCCCUCUUGCUCUUCCUUACACAGACACACACACCUGCUGAAUAGAGGUCUAGUUUACAGUCUCCGAGGUAAAGUGGUAAUCUCCCAAACUGUUUUUUUCUAAUAAGCUGAGAUUCUCAUUUCUCUUGAGAAGCCAGCUGUGAGAUGUCUUCUCCCUCCUCAUCCUAGAUCCUUGUCUAAUCCAGAUAGCUUCCUAGUGGAUGACUUGUUCAUCUGCUUCCUUUUUUAAUCUUCUGGGUUUUCUUUGACAGACAAUAUGUGAAUUGGUGGGUUUUUUCUGGGUCAGUGAUGAUAGGGAUUAACUUCAGUCAGUGAUGGUAGCUGAGGGAGAUUCUUGCCCAACUAAACCCAGGACUUGAAAAUCAUACUAGAAAAUAAGCUCCAGUCCUUGAACUCAUUGAGUGGGAACAACAUUGUGCCUUUCUCUAGGUGUGGUGUGUUGCACCAAAAUCUUUGUAUCAGGGGAGGGGUGGUUUGAGACUAAAACAGGUCUAGAGCUUACAGAAUGUGUAUCCUUGGAUCGUUAACUCAUCAACAUAUAUUCCCACUUAACAUUUUAAUUAGAAUGAGCUUGCCAGUUAAAAAAAAAAAAGACAAUCAAUUAGAGGAAAUUGAAAUAGAUAUUUUUAAAUAAAACCAUUGGUAUUUUACUUUGACUUUAUACUUUGGUUUUUCUCAGCUGAAUUUAGCUAAAGGGUUUGAAUUCUUUUUUCCCAUUGUUUUCAUGUGUCUGCAUCUAAACCAGUGAUUUUUCAGCCUUUAGCAUGCAUCUUAGAAUCACCUGGAGGGCUUGGUAAGACCUUUGUUGCUGGCCUCAACCCAGAGCCCCCAAAUCGGAUUUUCUAAGUUCCCAGGUGAUAUUCCUGCGGAUGGUCCUAAGGACCAAACUUUGAGAAUCUGUGCUUUAAACUGAGGAAGUGUCACCUAGGGAGGAGAGUGGUUCCCUGGACGUGAAAAUUUGAAUUGCUGGUUGGUAGAUGGUAUGUCUGAGCAUACCUCACAUAGUGAAUGCUGCUGGUUGAUACUUAAUCAUUCCACAAACAUCUCUUCAGCUUCCGCUGUGUGUAUGCACAUGUGUGAAGGACUAUAGCCAAAGUACUUUUAACAGCAUGUAUGAAGUCACUAGUUCUUAUUUUUAAAGAUCCGUGGUUUCUUGGAAGUAGUUUGAAAGCCCAGAGAGACCUUUGAUCUGUGGUGUAAAUCAGAUAGGCAUGGGCCAGAAGGGCAGAAGUCCAGCUCUCUUUGGAGAGAUUUAGGUGUGGUGUGCUGAUGGCCAGCUUUUCCUCAUCCUCCACUAUCCAUGCCCCCCCGCGAGGCAGAUCCUCAUCGUUUGUGUGACCAUCUUUAUCUCUUGGGGACUUAAUUAGAUCACAAGUGGCCCAAACCUCUUUUCACAAUGAAGAGUCACAUUGGAUUUUUAUUCUGUUCAGUCUUAGUCUAUACUGCAGUCUUGUUCCCAAACUACCUCUUUAAAGUGAUUCUUCCAGUGCUGGUCUGUUCAAUCCUGCCCUCCUUGGUGCUAGAGCUGUUGUGCCUCAGGGCAGAGGAGACCAAAAAAAUGCAGCUAUCUUGCGGGCCUGUGUUGUGGUUUUGAAGUUUGUACUUUCUCUGUGGGUGCCAGUUAAAUAUUGGAGAGUGAGGAAUGUGUACUUCUAUGGCUUUGAACCAAGAGAGGAUUAUGGCCUACUGGAUUGAGGUUAAAAUCCAAGAAGCAGCACUUAGAGCUUUGUGCUUUUCUCUCAUUUCAUCCACUUGUAGUGCUGAUACUUAGCAUGAGCCAGGAAUGACCGGUGCUGAGGAGCCCAGCAUUAAGGUGGAAAUAGCCUGUCGUGUCAGAGCCAAGGGAUAAUAAAACCAUGAGGAAAAUGUAAGAAUCAAUGCUCAGUCGUGACUCUGGUGCUCUCUAGAAAUCUCAACAUGAGCUACUAUAAACUACCUUCCAGAAACAGGAUCUUAUCAGUGAGAUGAGAAAAAUCAAGGCUAGCUAGACAAAGUGCUGUGAAUUUUAAACUCACCAAGAAACCUCAGUUUGGGACAUGUCUUCGGUGUUCAGGGUGGAGAAAAUCUAAAAAGACUGAAUUUUAGAGAUCCUCAGACUAGGUUGCCAAAGGAUAAAGCUAGGGAAGGUGAAAAACGUGAAAGCUUGAGUUCAGUUCCAUCACUCUAGCUUUAUCUCAGUGGUUUUCACUUCUGCAUCAUUUAGAAUUUACUGCCUGACCUCUGACUUUUUUGGAUUCUAAACUUCUCUUUUCCUCCUUCCCUAUUCAUAUCUACUAGAAAACUGUAUCCCCAUUUCUUGGACCCUUACUCUGCUCUCCUCUUCCCUACCUUUUCUCCCACACGGUCUAGUCUGUUAAAUCUUCCCAGCUCUCCUGAUGCAGUGGGCAUUGCUACACUGGAUAUAAAUGCCAGUCAGAAGUUGGUAUCAGCCUGUAGAGACCUUAAGUAUGCUUUUAGAAGCAACUGCCCCACUAGAAUUUCUCUUAAGGCUGGGUAAAGGGCUACCUGUUACCCUCCCCAGAGUUAUAAAAUUGUAGGUGCUGCCCCAGUCUAUGAUGGAGGAACAAUGCCCACAAACAUGGAGUCCACUUGUCCACCAGGAGAAUAGAAAUAAAGAUUCUCUUCACUACUGCUAUCUAGGGUUGCCCAGAAUUCCCUUUCAGUCCGUGGGUAUGUAGGUUCCUGUCACAAGGGGUUCCUUUUAAAGACCUGGGGGUGAGGCAGGGGGUACAUGUUCAUGUCAUUUAAUUUUCAUCCUGCCCCCUCCAGCUGCUUCUUCAGAAGAUACAUCUAAAGAUACAAAGUCUGCAUUUGAUAUAAUGCCUUAAUCACUGGGUCUACAAUUCACGUUGACUGUCUUAGAUUGUCAGCUCCUGGAGAGCAGUAUUGCUGUAGUAGGAAUGUUUUAACAUGUCAUGUGCAAAAGAACAAAAUAAAUAUUUUGAUUUUAUUUUA
Sciurus carolinensis (gray squirrel) is the source of this 3774-nucleotide messenger RNA. It is a transcript of the gene Slc31a1, whose product is annotated as solute carrier family 31 member 1. Gene Ontology annotation, biological process: copper ion transmembrane transport. The record is from RefSeq and is a predicted model, not a curated record. The transcript has 5 exons. Gene Ontology annotation, cellular component: membrane. The coding region runs from base 170 to 739 and encodes 189 amino acids. Gene Ontology annotation, molecular function: copper ion transmembrane transporter activity. Lineage: Eukaryota; Metazoa; Chordata; Mammalia; Rodentia; Sciuridae.